Castor canadensis (American beaver) is the source of this 1821-nucleotide messenger RNA. The record is from RefSeq and is a predicted model, not a curated record. NCBI's taxonomy places the organism in Eukaryota, Metazoa, Chordata, Mammalia, Rodentia, Castoridae.
AAAAUUAGAUGGUAGGAAGCACUGAAACAGUAACCUUUUACAGUGUUACAUUGUAAUUCUGUGGUCAUGGAGACUGGGAGAAUCCCGCGAAGUUCCCCUCUUUAAGUCGAAAAGUCUUUAUCCUGAAGAUGAAGGGGAAUUCCCUAGAUAACAAACUGUUUAAGGAAGAGAACUAGUUUUGUAAAAAUAUUUAUUGCUUUCUAAUUAUUGGGUAAAAGAUGAACCCGGGAAACCCUUUCAGUGGGCAGCAGGCUAGUGCUUUUGCAGUAUCUUCUAGUAGUUCUGUAGGUACAUUUCAGGCUAAGCCACCAUUUCGCUUUGGUCAGCCUUCUCUUUUUGGACAAAACAAUACAUUAUCUGGGAAGAGCCCAGGAUUUUCACAGGUACCCAGCUUUGCAGCACCUUCCGGAGUAAGUCAAUCCUCUUCAGUGCAAACGUUUGGAGUCACCCAGACCUCAAGUACUGCACUCUUUUCUGGACUUGAACACACUCCUCCUUUUGUAGCUACCUCUGGGCCUUCAAGUUCGUCUGUGCCUAGAAACCCAGGAUUUAGUUUUACAUCACCCAGCACUGGGAUUUUUCCAAGUACUUCCACUUUUGGACCAGAAGCUGGAGAAAUAGUGAGCUCUGGUUUUGGGAAAAAAGAAUUCAGCUUUAAACCUCUGGAAAAUGCAGUAUUCAGACCAAUACUGGGGUGUGAGUCCGAGCCAGAGAAAACUCAGAGCCAAAUUACACCUGGGUUUUUCAAAUUUUCCCACCCAAUUAGUGGACCUGGAGGCCUGACCUCUUUUUCUUAUCCUCAUGUGACAAGUAGCUCAGCUACAAAUUCAAGUUUUAUCUUUUCAAAACCAGUUAAUAGUAGUAAUUCAUCAUCUGCUUUUACCCCUGCUUUGCCAAACCAAAAUGUAGAGGAAGAUAAGCGGGUACCCAAAUCAAUAUUUGGAAGUUCUAGUAGUAGUAGCUUCAGUAGCUUCCCUGUUACAUCAUCUGGGUCUUUGGGAGAACCCUUCUCAGUUAGCAAAACUGGUGUCCGACAAGGGUGUGAAGAUGCUGUUUCCCAGGUGGAGCCACUUCCCAACCUUAUGAAAGGACUGAAAAGGAAAGACGACCAGGAUCGUUCCCCCAGAAGACAUGGCCAUGAGGCAGCAGAAGACUCAGACCCUCUAUCCAGAGGUGAUCAUCCUCCAGAUAAACGCCCUGUGCGCCUGAAUCGACCCCGGGGAGGGACUCUGUUUGGUCGGACAAUACAGGAUGUCUUCAAAAGCAAUAAAGAAGUAGGCCGUCUGGGCAACAAGGAUUCCAAAAAAGAAAGUAGUUUUGUGGAGUCUGGGGAAAGUGAACAUAUGGCAAUCCCAGGAGGGAGUCAGUCUGCUCUGGCAUCUUCCCGGCUUCCAGGUGUGAAUAAAGAGGAAGAAACCCAAAGCAGAGAGAAAAAAGAAGAUUCUCUAAGGGGAACUCCUAUACGUCAGAGUAAAAGAAGUGAGAGCACGGACAGUCUUGGAGGCUUGUCUCCCUUGGAAGCCACAGCUAUUCAGUGUAAGAACAUCCCGAUUACCUCAAUGACAGAACCAUCCUGGAGAACCACUUCAGCAAAAUCGCUAAAGUACAGCGCAUAUUUACCAGGCGCAGCAAAAAGCUUGCAGUGGUGCAUUUUUUUGAUCAUGCAUCUGCAGCCCUUGCUAGAAAGAAGGGGAAAGGCUUGCAUAAGGAUGUGGCUAUAUCUUGGCACAAGAAGAAAAUAAGUCCCAACAAGAAACCCUUUUCCCUGAAGGAGAAGAAACCUGGUGAUGGUGAAGCCAGCCAGAGCACAGAGGACUCACC